AUGGCUUCACUCACGAGCGACGCCAAGUCCUCGGGCGUGUGGCUCAAGAGCUCGUCCAAGUCCAUGUCGCUCUCGCCCGAGGAGCUGUCGCUGAGCCUGGACUCGCUGCCCGCGGAGCUGCGCGGCGACCCGCUCGUGCUGCUGCACGCCGCGCUGCCGCCCGACCCCUUCGUGCUGGGCGAGCGCCGCGAGUACGGCUUCUACGGCCUCGAGCCGGACGGCGCGCUGCGCCCCGGCGGUCAGGUGCCGCUGCUCUCCAGACGCACAGUGGGGCUGCUGUUCAACUACGCGAGCAUCGGCGCGCUCUACGGCGGCCUCAACAGCGUCGUCGUGCCCUUCCUGAGCCACUACCUGGAGCUGGAGCAGUACCAGGUGCGCGGGGCGUCGACUAUGAUCAACGCGGCGUGGAACUUCAAGGCUUUUGGCGGACUGUUGACGGACAGCUUGAGGAUAUGCGGCUACAGGAGGAAGCCGUACUUGAUUGGUGGGUGGUCGUUGUGCCUGGUGAGUCUGCUGUACCUCGGAGUGAGUCGAAUGCCCGCAGCGGGGAAUACGGACGCGGCGUGGAGAUAUGUGCUGUUCUUGACGCUGGGGACGAUCGGCUUCUUCUUGGCGAACGUGGCGGCGGAUGGAAUUGUGGUGGAGAUCGCGCAGCGAGAGCCGUUGCCCUCGCGCGGACACACGCAGGUGUCGAUCUACGUUGCGAGGACGAUUGGGUUCAUCGUCAUGGAUUUAUUCGUCGGUGCAACGCUACAUGGACCAGCGUAUGGAGGAACGUUCUCGUGGUCGCUGAGCUUGAGCCAGGUCCUGUUGGUGCAGGCUGUGUGUGCGGCGGUGUCACUUGUGGGCUCCAUUUGGCUCCUGCACGAAGACCCGGCGGCGCAGACAGUGCCGGUUUUCUCCUUCACUGGCGUCGUCUCGUGCCCUGUAGGACCUGGAAGACAGCAUCCAGAUACGGCACGUCUUGACCCUUCGCUGGGCUUUGCCGCGCGCUGCCAGAUCAUUUGGAGACUUCUCCAGAGCCGCGCCAUGUGGCAGUUCUUGAUAUUUGAAUUCAUUGCGAGUUUCUGCGUGACGAUUGACUCGAGCGCAGCCCCGGCGAUUGAAGCUAACUGGGUCGAUGUCGAGGUGUGGCCGAAGACUGUUGCCUCAGCUGUGUGGUAUGUGGCGUUUGUGGGCGGGUUGCUCGCGACUCGGCGCUUCCUGGUGCGCGGAGCUUGGGGACACCUGUUCUGCAUUGCAACCUUUUGGGCGGUGGGUGUAGAGGUGAUCACGGUGGCGUGCACAGUGUUUCAUGUGGUGAGGAGGCGGGGUUUCUGGCUGUAUAUGCCAGUGUUGGCAGCACCGGCAAUGGCUCUACGUUUCAUGGUCUUGGUGUUCCCGAUUGUUGAACUGGCCCCGCGUGGGAUCGAAGCCACCACUUAUGGUCUGGUCAUCACGUUCCGUAACAUGGCUAUUUCUCUGGGGACGACGGUGUACAAAGCUAUUGACUCGCACUUCUCCGUCUCCGACGAGGCCGUCCACAACGACUCCGAGUCCACGCGCAUGCAGGUCACCUACACGUACCUUAUCGUGUGGGCUUUCCAGCUCUUCAGUCUCGCUUUCAUUGGCCUCCUUCCCCGUCAGAAGCUCGAGGUGCAGCAGCUGCGUUACUACGGAGGCUACAGCACUUCAGGCGGGUGGUUCGUGAUCAUCGUGCUAUUCAGCGUCCUUAUCUACAUAUCCACCGUGAACGUGAUGUCACUAUUCAAGAGUACGUCUUGCCUACGGAUGACUGGGGGCUCUGGCUGUUAA
Messenger RNA from Phytophthora sojae, 1794 nucleotides. RefSeq lists its product as hypothetical. The record is from RefSeq and is a predicted model, not a curated record. NCBI's taxonomy places the organism in Eukaryota, Oomycota, Peronosporomycetes, Peronosporales, Peronosporaceae. The coding region runs from base 1 to 1794 and encodes 597 amino acids. The transcript has a single exon.